AUGGCCUUACCUUCUCUGUCUUCUCCAUCGCCUCUGUCUCCCGCGCGCUUACUAUUUACGCCCCUAUUCAUAUCCUUCUUGUUUCUUCAUUCAUCUGUCGCCGCCGACGAUGGCGCAUCUACUGCAGGCCAAAGCGGCGCCUGUAGAAACGGUUCCGAAUUGGCGAAGGUCAAAUUGUGGGUAAAUGGCGCGGAAGAGACGGCAUUAGGCGCAUUGCUUGCCAGUUUUGGGCCGGCAUUGCCGGAGGAGGAAACCCUAGCUUCAAGACUGCCGGCCGUGAUAUCCAAUUCCGUAACCGGUUGUUUACCCUUGUCUUUAAAGCUUGUAGGUUCUAUUGCAGUGGUUGUGCGUGGUGAAUGUGACUUUCUAACGAAGGCUAAAGUUGCUCAAGUGGCAGGAUCAGCUGGACUCGUAGUUAUCAAUAAUGAGGAAGGUCUUGUGGAGAUUGGCUGCGGAAGUGGCGACGAUUUUGACGUCAUAAUACCAGUGGUUACAAUAUCGAAAUCAGAUGGCGAUGAACUGAUUAAUGCCAUUGAUGGUGGUAAGAAAGUGGAGCUUCUGUUGUAUUCACCACCUCGCCCUGUCGUAGAUUACUCUGUGGUCUUCUUGUGGCUGAUGUCUGUUAGUACGGUGCUUUCUGCUUCGCUUUGGUCCGAAUUUACCAAAUCCGAGCAGCGCAUCAACUAUAAUGACGACUACUCAGAUAAGGAUUCUAAUCCACCGAAGGAGGAAGAGGAAGAAGUCCUGUAUAUCAGCACAAAAACAGCUGUACUUUUUGUGAUAUCAGCGUCCACUUUUCUACUGCUGCUCUACUUCUUUAUGUCAUCAUCGUUCGUCUGGAUUCUAAUUGUACUCUUCUGCCUUGGAGGUGUUCAGGGAAUGCACAAUUGCAUCGUUUCGAUUGUUUCAAGUAAAUGCAGCUGCGGCUGGGGACAAAAGUCGGUGAAUCUUCCGGUUGUAGGAGAGUCGUCGAUUCUCUCUAUAGCUGUCUUUAUGUUCUGUCUGCUAUUUGCCAUUAUUUGGGCUGCAACUCGCAAGGCAUCCUUCUCUUGGAUAGGCCAAGACAUUCUUGGUAUUUGCAUGAUGAUAUCGGUGUUGCAGUUGGCUCGGCUGCCAAACAUAAAGGUUGCAACAGUACUCCUGUGUUGCGCGUUCUUGUACGACAUCUUUUGGGUUUUCCUAUCGCCUUUGAUAUUCCAAGACAGCGUCAUGAUUUCAGUGGCUCGAGGGGAUAAAAGCGGUGGCGAAUCGAUCCCCAUGUUGUUGAGGGUUCCCCGGCUUGCUGAUCCUUACGGUGGCUCGAACAUGAUAGGAUUCGGGGACAUUCUAUUCCCGGGCUUGCUCGUUUCGUUUUCUCGGAGAUUUGACAAAGCAAAUGGUAAGAGAGCUGCGAAGGGGUAUUUUCCUUGGUUGAUGAUUGGCUAUGGAACAGGGCUAUUCUUGACGUACUUGGGCCUGUAUUUGAUGAAUGGACAUGGCCAGCCUGCUCUUCUCUACCUCGUACCAUGCACAUUAGGGCUGUGUGUGGUGUUGGGUUUGAAAAGAAAAGAACUGAAGCUACUUUGGAAUAACAAAUCUGACUUGGACGAAGCAAUGCCUCCCCCUUUCUGACUCAAUUAAUUAAAUUAUAAUUUUUAAUUAAUUUACUACUUAAUUUCGUUUUCUGAAAAUAUGUAGUAUUAGUUAUUGUAAAGUUAGUUAGCGCAUGUAAAUACGUAAUCAUUGCUUCACAUUCUUUUUAAUUAAAUCCCCAUGUCACUAAUACACACUAUUAUUCAUUUUCUAUCCAUGUACUAA
Messenger RNA from Andrographis paniculata, 1797 nucleotides. RefSeq names its product signal peptide peptidase-like 5. The transcript is spliced from 14 exons. NCBI's taxonomy places the organism in Eukaryota, Viridiplantae, Streptophyta, Magnoliopsida, Lamiales, Acanthaceae. Gene Ontology annotation, biological process: membrane protein proteolysis. Gene Ontology annotation, cellular component: cytoplasmic side of endoplasmic reticulum membrane; lysosomal membrane; Golgi-associated vesicle membrane. Bases 1 to 1611 code for a protein of 536 amino acids. The record is from RefSeq and is a predicted model, not a curated record. Gene Ontology annotation, molecular function: aspartic endopeptidase activity, intramembrane cleaving.